This is a messenger RNA of Hevea brasiliensis (rubber tree), 2537 nucleotides long. RefSeq names its product IQ domain-containing protein IQM2. Lineage: Eukaryota; Viridiplantae; Streptophyta; Magnoliopsida; Malpighiales; Euphorbiaceae. The record is from RefSeq and is a predicted model, not a curated record. Bases 325 to 2346 code for a protein of 673 amino acids. The transcript has 8 exons.
CCAGUAGUCUACUCCACGUGGUUUGAAACAAACACAGUUUUCUCUCUCUAAAAACUCUCACUUUCAGUGUCUUCCUCUCUUUUUCUCUCUCUCUAUGCUUAUAUAUAUAAGCUUAAUCAAGACUAAGGAAGCAAUGAUAGUUUCAGCUUUGAAUUGAAAGCCUCAGACUUUAACUUUAGAGAGAGAAAAGGUGAAAAUCAGUCUGCCCCUCUAAAACAGGAUUUUCUUUUUCCAGAAUACAUUCUAUCUCCUUUAUUGGGUCAUAAAUCCUCUAUUCAAGGAAUCCAGACCAUAUAGGUCGCCACAAACCUUUUUCCUCCUCGAAUGGGAAUUUCUUAUUCCUGCCUGUUUGCUAAAUACAGUGAUUUGGAGAAGGCCCUAGAAUUUGUUACUGUGAAAUCUAUUUGCUUUGGAGAUGAUAAAGCGAAAACGUCUGUGCAAUCAGCUAAUUUUGGUAGUCAAGAUUUGGAGACCAAUAUACUGAAAUCUUUGGGUUCUGUGAAGAUGUUGGUGGAAAGAUCUGUUAGCUUUAAUGGGGAAGAAUUGGAAAAUAGGAUGCCUACUAAAGAUCCUUCGUUGGACCAAAAAAAGGAUCCUGCAGUUAUGUCAGUUAAUACAAAUAGCAAAGUGAAGGAUGAUCAGCCACAAAACUCGGAUAUUGACGUAGGAACAGUCCAAAAAUUGCCAAUUUUUGAUCCCGCCAAUCCCAAACACCAAGCUGCUGUAAAAUUGCAGAAAGUGUACAAAAGCUUCAGAACCAGGAGAAAGCUUGCUGAUUGUGCAGUUCUUGUUGAGCAGAGCUGGUGGAAACUUUUAGAUUUUGCUGAACUCAAGCACAGUUCUAUAUCUUUCUUUGAUAUUGAGAAACAUGAAACUGCUAUUUCACGUUGGUCACGAGCAAGAACAAGGGCUGCCAAGGUUGGGAAAGGUUUAUCAAAAAAUGACAAAGCCCAAAAGCUUGCUUUACAGCAUUGGCUUGAAGCGAUUGAUCCGCGGCAUCGAUAUGGGCAUAACCUACACUUCUAUUAUGUAAAAUGGCUUCAUUCUAAGAGUAGAGAACCUUUCUUUUACUGGCUAGAUAUAGGAGAAGGCAAGGAAGUAAAUAUUAUUGAAAAAUGCCCUCGAUCAAAACUUCAACAACAGUGCAUCAAGUAUCUUGGUCCGAUGGAAAGGAAGGCCUAUGAAGUUGUUGUGGAGGAUGGGAAGUUCAUUUACAAGCAGACAGGAAAGCUCCUUCACACCACUGCAGAUGCCAAGUGGAUUUUUGUCCUCAGUACAUCUAAGACCUUGUAUGUUGGCAAGAAAAAGAAAGGUACAUUCCAGCAUUCUAGCUUCUUGGCUGGAGGAGUCACAACCGCUGCUGGUAGAUUAAUCGUUGAAAGCGGCAUUCUUAAGGCAGUUUGGCCUCACAGUGGACAUUAUCGGCCUACAGAAGAAAAUUUUAGGGAUUUUCUUUCAUUUCUCCGAGAAAACAAUGUGGAUCUCACUGAUGUAAAGACAUAUCCAGUGGAUGAGGAAGAAGGCUUGCUUGAUAAGCUAAGAAGCAUUAGACAUAUUAGAAGCCACUCAUCUGAAGAGGACUUGAUCCAAACUGUAAAUGACCUAGAGAUUGAAGAAAUCAAUGCUGAAAACCUGAUGCCAGAGAGCAGUGAUUUAAUGCAAGAUGAGACUUCUCUGGCAUUGGAAGAACAGAAGCCAGGACUGCUCCACAACUUCAGUAGGAAGUUGACCAAUCUUGAAAUACCAAAGAGGGAUGAAUUGUUUGACUAUUUAGAGAGUGGAAAUCCAACUGCUGGACCAAGCAGCAAGAAUGUGUCUGCAGACCCACUGGUAAAAGAUGGUUAUGAAUCUGCAGAUGAAAGGUUCAGGUUCACUACAGAACAGGGUGACAAGUUUCCAAAGAAAAAGUUUGACGAAGAUGAACAUAAUGAAGUAGAAGAAAUUCCAAAAGAAGCAAUCCUUCAAAGGAUUAAUUCAAAGAAGGGAACGAAGUCAUUUCAGCUGGGUGGACAGUUGUCCUGCAAAUGGACAACUGGAGCAGGGCCACGCAUAGGCUGUGUUAGGGAUUAUCCCUCGGGGCUCCAAUUCCGAGCUUUGGAACAAGUGAACUUGUCUCCAACAAGAAGGAUUGCCCACUCGAAAAGUAUAAGUGCGUUCAACCAAAAGGUGUCCACACCAACUGGGUUUGGUGGAGAAGCAGUUGCGACCAUUGAUCCACCAGUGGUUGACAAGGUGAAUGCAAUGUACAGAAGCCUUGCUCACUCUAGAACACAGUCCUUCAAUUGUGGGAAGGACAUCAAUAUGACAGCAGUAGAUAAUGUGCCAUUAGUGAGAAUUAGUUUCUAACUUAUUCUUCUUUUGUGAAUAGAAAAGAUGAUAUAGGGAUUCAUUAUCAUUCUUUUUCUUUUCUACCAUGUUAAAAUCAUUUUAUACAUAUAUUUAUUUUCUUGUUCAUUCUUCUUGUACAAUAUGAGAUGAAACUUGUAAAAUCUUGUGGGGUUUUGAGCCCCCUUAAUACAAAAGAAGAUAUUCUUUCA